Molecule: messenger RNA, 2435 nt
Organism: Myxocyprinus asiaticus (Chinese sucker)
Lineage: Eukaryota; Metazoa; Chordata; Actinopteri; Cypriniformes; Catostomidae
Product: ELAV-like protein 1-B
Exons: 8
Coding region: 177-1256 (359 amino acids)
Cellular component (GO): ribonucleoprotein complex
Molecular function (GO): RNA binding
Source: RefSeq, a predicted model, not a curated record
UUCCGUUUAAUCGCCUCUCCUGCGCAUACUCUCAUUUUGGGCUGAUCGGCGUGUGCGACGCAGAUAGAUCAGAUCUUCGCUUUUGUAACCGAAAGGUCUGGUGACUUGCUUAACUCGAACGAUACUUUAAGAAGAAGGAACCUGAGACUUAAAUCUUGAAGCUGUUAAGCGUCUACAUGGCCGUCAGAAGAGGACACAUAAGGUAUCUAAAAGUUUGUGAGGUUCAGAACCAGGGUAAUGACAGAGACAAGGGUGCCAGUGCAGUAAAGGAAGUAUAUGACAUGCCGAACGGUUACGAGGACCACAUGGGCGAUGAGCCGAGUGAUGCAAAAACCAACCUCAUCGUCAACUACCUGCCUCAGAACAUGAGUCAAGAGGAGCUUCGAAGUCUGUUCAGCAGCAUUGGCGAGGUGGAGUCAGCCAAACUCAUAAGGGACAAAAUGGCAGGCCACAGUUUAGGGUACGGAUUUGUUAACUAUGUUAACCCUAGUGAUGCAGAAAGGGCAAUCAAUACACUCAAUGGCCUGAGACUUCAGUCUAAAACUAUCAAGGUCUCAUUUGCCCGGCCAAGCUCUGACAGUAUUAAAGAUGCCAAUCUGUACAUCAGUGGUUUGCCCAAGACCAUGACACAAAAGGAUGUGGAGGACAUGUUUACCCGCUACGGGCACAUCAUAAACUCCCGUGUGCUGGUUGAUCAAGCCUCCGGCCUGUCACGUGGUGUGGCGUUCAUUCGGUUUGAUAAGAGGGCAGAAGCAGAUGAAGCCAUAAAAGACCUCAAUGGCUCCAAACCACCUGGUGCAUCUGAACCCAUCACAGUGAAGUUUGCUGCCAGUCCUAACCAGACCAAGAAUUCCCAGCUGCUCUCACAGUUGUACCAUACUCAAUCCCGUAGGUUCGGAGGACCUGUUCACCACCAACAACAGCGCAUCAGGUUUUCACCCAUGAGUGUUGACCACAUGAGCGGUGUCUCUAAUAUGAAUGUGGCAGGCAGCUCUCCCUCAGGCUGGUGUAUCUUUAUCUAUAAUUUAGGUCAAGAUGUAGAUGAAGGGAUUCUGUGGCAGAUGUUUGGUCCCUUUGGUGCCGUCACCAAUGUCAAGGUCAUCCGUGACUUCAAUACCAACAAGUGCAAAGGGUUUGGUUUUGUUACCAUGACAAAUUAUGAGGAGGCAGCAAUGGCCAUUGCUAGCCUCAACGGAUACCGCAUGGGGGACAAAGUCCUACAAGUGUCGUUUAAAAGCAGCAAGGCUCAUAAGUAAAGAAGUGGGGUUUUGUUGUUAACAGCUUAAAGUUCAUUGAGGUUUGUUCUAAAAAUUUCAGUUAUUGUUGACUGUCUACAUAAACCUAUUCAUGCAUCUCUGUUGGGGUGAAUAAGUGUGCUAGUGUUAUACUCUGUAGUUGAGGAAAAACUGUAAAAAUGUAGAAUUUUUGUAAGGUGAUGAUAUAUCCCUGAUGAUUGCCUGGCAUUGUGAAACCCUGGGCAAUUUUAAUUACAUCCAGGGACCAUCAAGGUCCACCCCCCUAAAUAUGUCUGUUUUUGCUCUUUUCUUUCAACCUCUCUUUAAUCACACUGGACUCGUUAGUCCAUUUUUAUUUUCUGAAGGAGUGUCAGUGCAAACCACACAUCUUCACCUCUUCUAGACCUUUGUAAGUAGUGACAGCCACCCAUCUAGUUCUCCAACUAAACCAUCCGUAAUGUGAAAGGAAGUUUGAAGGACCAAAAACUCUGGAGUGUGAAGUAUUGUCACAUAUAUGAUGUCAAGGAAUGAUUAAGGUUUUUUUUUUACUAUUGUCUUUCUAUUUUUGUUCUAUUUCAAACAAUUUCAUUUUAUAUUUUGUGUAGACAUUAAAAUGUUUUGCAGUUAACAGCAUGUUACUUUUUCAUGAUUGUUUGAUUUUUAUCUGGAAGAUUGUUGAAAGAAGCAUUUAAAAAAAUUUGUUUAAAAAAAAAAAAAACAGCAUUGAAUGGAUGGCUCACCCCCCACUUAAAAGGUUUACAAAGUUUCUGUCUUAAAUGAAGUCAAUUUGAUACAGGGUUGUAGGCACAUGUCUGCAGUUAAAUCUAGUUUUUAGACCAGUAUUAAAUGAUGAAUUUUCAGCAUAAAUAUUCAUACAUUUUCAGUGUAGUGCUCUUACCAAGGCAAACCCCAAAUGUAGCUUUUUACAUUGUGAAAUUUGUUUUGCUUUUUGAAGAUUUGUCAAGUUAAAAGGGCCAUGUAUAAGAAUUUAUUUUGCUGUCCCAAGAUCUCAAAGUACUUUCAUAAUACAUCAGGUUGCAGGCCAGCACUAUGCUAAUGUGCAUGUUUAGAUAUGUCGAUAGGGUUGACAUCAGUUUAAUUGUACGUUGUGCUUUGGGUCUGCAUUGAUAGUGACCUAAAGUCAUGUAGCAGGAUGUUCCAUGUGUUUCCUUCCAAUAAAUGCCAGUGUUGUAAAAAUUU